Molecule: messenger RNA, 2685 nt
Organism: Penicillium alfredii
Lineage: Eukaryota; Fungi; Ascomycota; Eurotiomycetes; Eurotiales; Aspergillaceae
Exons: 3
Coding region: 1-2685 (894 amino acids)
Biological process (GO): Golgi to plasma membrane transport; exocytosis
Cellular component (GO): exocyst; cytoplasm
Molecular function (GO): protein binding
Source: RefSeq, a predicted model, not a curated record
AUGCCGAGUGCGAAAAAAGGGCCUACGCCCCCAGCUCGGCCGCGCAGAGAUGUGCUGGCCUCCCUGCGCAUGGCGUCGAUGGAAGAUAUUGCCCGAGCAGCUUUGCCGGCAGAGAUCGUCUCCUCUAUCCUCGACUACCUUGGGCCAGUCGAUCUCAUCCGAGCCGCACGAUCCUGCAAGCUCAUGCACGAAAUGGCGUAUGACGAUACGCGGUGGGUACACAGAUUGAAACGGAUUGGGUGCUGGGAUGAAGCGGAGGCCCGAAAAUAUGCCGAGAAAACAUAUGGGACUAUUGCCAACAUGGAGACCGUUCAGCGGGAAGAGCAAGCCGAGGAAAGCAGGCGGGGUGGUGGAUCGAUUCCGAUUAUAUCUGUUGAGCAAAGUCCCUCUGAUACAUCGCAUGCACUAUCCGAUGGAUUCGACAAGAUCGACCUGGCGAACCAAGCCCCGCAACCUGACAUGCUGGACGAUACCGCGGAUGACCCCGCGUUAGGGGCAAUUAAGCAGGCCAAAUCAAUUCGAGGCGAGGCGCGUCAGGAGUACGGGAAGAUCCAUGCUGCGCUGGCACCAUUCUUUCGCGACAUCACCGAAUCAGGGCCAUCGCCCGAGAACCUGGUCUUUACGAAGUUCAAAGACCCGCUGCCCCAAGCGCAGAUUCUCUCCCAGCUGCUCGCAUUUUCAAAGAGUGAUAUGGAGUCAGGCUGGCAGGAUCGAUUGCAAAACCUCGAGGGUGCAGCAUCCAUGUUUGAGACUGCGUCACUGAACGAGUUCCGUCAAGGCUACGAACUUGACGACAUUGACGGCGCUGUGCGGAGAUACGCCCAUAUUCUCUGGGCGCUCAAUGGCGGGCGUUCUGCUGUGGAACUGUUUAUCCAUCAUAAUCACCUGAUGACCCGCAAGGCCGAGCUCGGAAGUGUUGCAGACUGUAUUGACGGGUCAACUAACAGUGUGAAACUGGAACAUACACAGGCAUUUUUCACACGUCUGAGCGUUGCUUAUAACAAAGAGGUGUCCAUCAUCAACCGCGUGUUCCCCUCGCAAUUAGACGUGACAUCUUCCUUCAUGGAGAAAGUUGGUCAGGACGUACUCUACCCGUUCCUGACAGCAAUAUUUGACGAAUUGCAUCGUGUGAAUAUGGAGGCCUACCUCACUGCGGUGUCGGUUACUUUUAUCCAGUGCAUGAACCUUUCUGAUGUUCUGCUGCCAUCACGAAAUUCUGGCGACAAGUUCGAGGAACACAUUGACAACAUCGUCGCCAAAAUCUAUGAACCACAUGUUGACCUCUAUCUAGCAGAGGAACUGGGCUAUUUCCGAAAGGCCUCCGAGGCCACGGUGCUUGAGUGGGACAGGCAGUUGUCGGAGCAAGCCGCAUCAACUGAAUCAUAUCUGAUGUCCAACGUCAACCGGCAAGCCGACAAACGCGAUUUCUUGACUUCAUUCAAGAAAGUGAUCAUGAUGCCUGUCAAUAUUCUUCCCAGCUUCUCAAGUGCAAAAACAACCGAGGACCCAAAGUCAAUCGCCGAGAACAAUGGACGAGUCCCGUCUCCAGCGCCAAAGAACCCCAAUCGAUUUUCCACAAUAUCCUCCCCAGCCCCAGUGGCUGUUGAAGAAGCCCCGACCACCGAGCUGGCUGCCAAGGCGGCUAUCAUGAAGUUGAAAAUGGACGGCAUUCGCUCACUGUUCAGCAUAGAAAUCGCCCUGGGCUUGGUUCAUUCAGCCAAGUCGAGUUUGGAGAGAGCGGCCCAGUUUGUGCGCCUUGGUGGAGAGUACGGUGCCGCUGCAAAACAACAGUGCGAGUCUAUCUUUGUGGCUCUCCUGCGCAUUUUGGGCUAUCAACAUGUGAUCGUCGGCUUUGACAAGGCUGUCGAUCAUCUUUCCAACUAUCGACCACGCGAGCAAGGGGAGCGCGACCAGUCAGGGGUUGAACCUCUCGUGACUUUCCUUGAGUUGGUCAACGUCGGCGAUCUCAUUCUCCAGAUGAUGGAUGUGUUCUAUGAGCAGGAGUUGAUUGGCACAAGACUGACGGACCGCAACGAUUUCAUUGACCCUGCUGUCAAAGAGAAGAAGAAAUUCGAGCAGGUUCUCGACGAGCGAGUGGCCGCCGGUCUCAACAAGGGCAUUGACGUUCUCAUGGAGGAGGUGGACUAUAUCCUGGCGACCCGACAGCUUGCUACUGAUUUCAACCCCGGUGUCUCGUCAGACCCACACCGGCAGACCAUGGAUGUAGGCAUUAGUGAAGUGGCCGCAGCUGUUGUCGAUGUGGUGUCAACGCACACACAGAUGCUGGUGGGCAGUACGGACAAGAGCACGCUGGAUGUGUUCAACCAAGAAGUGGGGCUCCGUCUGUUCACGGCUCUGUGUAAGCACCUCAAGCGACAGCGGAUCAGCGUCGAGGGAUCCCUGAAGCUAAUUAGCGACAUGAACCACUACUUCAAAUUCAUUCAGACCCUCCGGAACAACGAGCUUCUUCAUUAUUUCAAGGCCUUCCGCGAGCUGGCACAGAUCUACCUGAUUGACCGGUCUGAUGCCAAGGAGUUGGCCACUAUCAUCGCCGACGCGGACCGCUUCCACGGAAUUUGGCGCGUGGAAGAGGUGUACGAGUUUGCCGAACGCCGCGCCGACUGGUACCAAGUCAAGCGCGAUGUGGAACGAGCCAUGUACGGCAUUGGGUGUAGUGUGAUGUGA